CUCGGGAGGGGCGACCUUCGUCUUGCUACCCGGGCCAGCGCCUUCAAUUUCUGUUGUCAUUGUGGAUCUCUUCUCGCUGUUUCUCCCAGGCCUUCACCCCCUCCUCUGAGUUCCUGAGAUGAGGGCCAAGCGGUCGGGGUGGGGAGACUUGGGUUUCAUUCCAGCCUACGCCAUUGAUUGGCUCUCUGACCUUGGGCAGGAUACGUCCUUUCAUGGGCUUCAGGCUCCUUAUUUAGAAGCUGGAGGUUUUAGUCACAGCGAUUGUGAGCUCCUUAAGAGCAGGAACUGACUUUCAUUAGUGUUAGACACUAUUCCCUGUCCCAGAUACAGAACGAGGACCACUUAGGUACUCGGUGUCUUCUUAAGCUGUUUUAGGUCUGUUGAGAGCUGUUGGUCCCCACUUCCCAACUCUUAACUCCACCCACUUCAUGCUCAGACACAGGAAAUUGGGCUUACUCUUUUGAUGCCCACCCAUAGAUCACAGAGCCUGGCCCACAGUAGAUGUUCAGUUAAUCAUUUUUAAAUGCACGAAUCACUGUACCAUUCACAGGAGGAAGAUAGAAAUCCUGUUAGCAAUUUUUAAUCAUGGGUCUGGCAUAGUCUCACUUAAGACUCCCAACAACUCUAGAAGAGAGGUGGUAUUUCCCAUUUUGCAGAUGAGGAAAUUGAUGCAUAGGAGAAUAGACUUGUUUUAGAUCAUUCAACCUAUGAAUGAAGAGGACAAGAAUUCAAACCCAUGUCUGAAAUUCCAAGGCCCCGUGUUCUUAACUGCUACCUGAAAAAUGACUAGAUGCAGAAAUAUAUCUGUGGUCUAGUAGCCUUCGUUCUUGGAUUGUCAGCUGUUGUAGUUAUGAAAUGACUAUUACCCAUAUCAGUGAUCCCAAACCAAAUAUCGCAUGCUUGUCUGUCUCCUUUUCUUCCAUAGUAUUUACAUUGCUUGUUUAAUAAUAUAUUUUCUAUCCUGCACUCUGUGCCCAUGUCGUUAAAUCCUUUUAUCGUUGGUGAAUACUGACUGAGGGACUAUAUUAAGGAUCCUGGAAGCACUGCCAACAUGUCUGAUGUUCAAGAAGCCACUAACCGACUUCUGGAUAUGAAUCUUCAUGAGAACCAGAGGUCUAUACAAGUGGUGGAAAGUGGCCCUGAAAGUGAGUCUGAGCAUCUCCAAGUCACUAUUGGAGCCACGGUACCUACUGGUUUUGAGCAAACAGCUGCAGAUGAAGUAAGAGAGAAACUGAGGUCAUCAUGCAAAAUCAGCAAAGACCGCGGCAAGAUAUAUUUUGACAUUUCAGUGGAAAGUCUGGCUCAGGUUCAUUGUCUGAGAUCAGUUGAUAAUUUAUUUGUGGUUGUUCAGGAGCUUAAAGAUUACCAGUUCAAAGAAACAAAGGAAGAAGUUCUAAAGGAUUUUGAAGAAUUGGCUGGGAAGCUUCCAUGGUCAGAUCCUUUAAAAGUAUGGAAAAUUAACUCCAGUUUCAAGAAAAAAAAAACAAAGCGCAGAAAGAUAAAUGAGAAUUCAAGUAAAGAGAAGAUUGAUAAUGGACGAGGAGACAAAAGAAAUGAUAGAGAUGUUAAAAAAGAGUUGACUAACAAUGCCUUAGAUUCACAUAUCUUAGACUAUUAUGAAAAUCCAGCCAUCAGAGAAGAUAUAUCAACAUUAGUAGGUGAUGAUUUAGCAUCUUGCAAAGAUGAGACUGAUGAAAGCUCCAGAGAAGAAACCGAUACCGAAGUGCUAAAAUUUAGAGUCACAUGUAACAGGGCAGGAGAGAAACACUGCUUUUCUUCAACUGAGGCUGCAAGAGAUUUUGGGGGAGCUGUUCAAGAUUACUUUAAGUGGAAGGCUGACAUGACCAACUUUGAUGUGGAGGUGCUUUUGAACAUCCAUGAUAAUGAAAUCAUUGUGGGCAUUGCACUGACAGAAGAGAGUCUCCAUCGAAGAAAUAUCACACAUUUUGGACCUACAACUCUUAGAUCUACUCUUGCCUAUGGGAUGCUCAGGCUCUGUGCUCCUGAGCCUACUGAUAUAAUAGUUGAUCCAAUGUGUGGAACAGGGGCAAUACCAAUAGAGGGGGCUACUGAAUGGUCUAACUGUUAUCAUAUUGCUGGUGACAACAAUCCAUUGGCUGUGAAUAGAGCAGCAAAUAACAUCUCAUCUUUAUUGACCAAAAAUCAAAUUAAAGAAGGCAAACUGUCUUGGGGCUUGCCAAUAGAUGCUAUUCAAUGGGAUAUCUGCAAUCUGCCAUUGAGAACUGGCUCUGUGGACAUUAUUGUAACAGACAUGCCAUUUGGAAAAAGGAUGGGCUCCAAGAAGAGAAACUGGAACCUUUAUCCAGCUUGCCUACGGGAGAUGAGCCGUGUCUGUAGACCUGGGACAGGCCGAGCUGUACUACUUACUCAGGACAAGAAAUGCUUUACCAAGGCAUUAUCUGGAAUGGGACAUGUAUGGCGGAAGGUGCAUACUGUCUGGGUGAACAUCGGUGGUCUUCAUGCUGCAGUUUAUCUUCUGAAACGUACUUCUCAAGCUUUUGUUCAUCCUUCAGAACAAGAUAAAGAACUCCUUGGUAAUGAAUACAAAGAAUGAUAAAUAGUAUUUGUGCUUCCUGAUACUAGAAAUGUUAACUUGCUUUGGGAGAAAAUAGUAUUAACAAAAGUACGAGUUUCUGCAGUUUAAACUGGUCUAAAGCUCUUCACCCUAGUUAGCAAAAGGUAUGAAUGUCAUGAAAUUGAAAAAGUUGUAAGAAUUGUUCUUUGGAGCUGCUUUAAAGGGGUGGUUGGGCAUUUAGUACUUUUCUUAAAAUGCUUUGAAGAUGCUAAGCCUACUAAAAUGCUUUGGGAUUUGGGUUCAGUACAUUUUCAGGCUUUAUAAUAGUUCCUGUUUUCCACUGUAGCUAUCCUGGCCUAAUGGAAAGGCAGAGAACAUGAUCAAAGAAUCUUAGGCAACAUCUCAUUGCCUGUGCAGCUUCACUAUUUAGUUGCUCAAGUUCUCUUUACCUCAACUUAAAAGACGAAGCAUUAUUAUGUUUUGUGAAACAGGUUUGCCCCAUGAGAUGAAGUCUCACAAGACCUACUAGGAAGUUUACCAUUGCCUUAAAAACUAAAAUAGUCAUGUUAUUCAGAUUAAUACUUUAGGAUUUAUCAAAGGAAUUAUAAAGAUGCUUUACUGUUAGCAAUAUAGGACAUUUCUAUUUGUAAAUAGCAGCAAAUACAUUGUUAAAGUAUGAGACCAAAAAGUCAAAUUUAAAAAAAUUUUCCUUUCAGCGCACAUUAGUGGUGUGGCUUUUCAAAGUCAAACAUAAACCUUUCAAAGUACCCAGUUUCUUUAAAGGACCAGGGAACUGAUGUUAUCUUUCAAUUAAAAAUUUCACUUAAGUUAUUUGUUUUCUCUUGGGUCACUAUUCCUAUUUAGUUGCUUUUCCAGUUGUAGAAAGUCCUUCCUGAGACAUUGGAAAAUGAUAUGACUUCAAUAUUAAGUCCUUGUGAAAACAGUGCUUCCCCCCUAGGUCAAAUAGUACGUGGGGUUUUAUGUGGAAUUCUUUAUAGUCUUCACUUGAUUUUGGAGUUUCUGGCGGUACUCAGCUUAGAUUUUCAGUGUCCUAUUAGUAAUAUGAGUACUACUCAUUACCUUUGAUGUCUCUCACAUUUAGUAUAAAAGGACAUAGUACUUAUUUUCUUUGAAAAAAAAAUAGGUCACAUUAGCAGUAUAGCCAACAUUCCUAGUCUGGUUUCUCUGAUAUACUACCUCACACUUGAGAAUGAGUGUUUUAUAUCCUAACCUGGAAUUUUUACCAUCAUAAUGCAGUUGCAUUAUAGUGGGUUCAACGUAAAUUUUCAUGUCUGACAAAAGAAACCUUUUCAACCUCUAGUGUCAGUCAGCAGUCCACAGAACUGGCAAAUACCCAGUUCAAGGAACCAUGUCUGUUCUCACCAGUUUACCAAGUGCUUGGCACAGUGCUUGCCAGAAUAGACAUUUAAUAUUUGUUGAACAAAUGAAUUAGUAUUUUUGCAUGUUGGCAUCGUCUUUUAAGUGUAUCAAAUCUGUGCCUCGUCUUAUACCACUGUAAAAACAUGACCAGAUUUAAGAUGCUGGAAAUAUGUAGAGAGCCUAUGGCCUCCUACACCAUUGGAAUGUAAAAAGAUGGGGACGUGAACUUAAUCUGAACACAAAAUAAGUGAAUUAUAAUCUAGACAUUCUUUAACUGAGAGAGUCAAUAUAAAGGGAAAAAAACAAACAUUGAGACAGAUUUUAUAAAUUUAAUGAAAGAGUUACCUCCCAGAGAUUGACAAUGUACCUAGUGGCAAGAAAAGGAAACAUUUGUUAAAUCUUUUAAAAUGGUUAAGACUUUCUGGAAACAGCCAAAACUUUAGAUUCUUACUUAUCAGUGUCACAUCCGACUCAAGUCUCCACUGUAAAGACCAAAAGGUAAGUUGAAGACUGAACAAAAGGAAGUAUUUCAAAAGGCUGUAAAUUACCUAAAGUAUGAUAAAACCUACCAGUGGUUAAGAUUAAUUAGUGAGAUAGGCAUAGAAAAAGUAAAACAUCCUUAUUCUCAGCACAGCCUUUUCCAAAAAUUUCAGGUGGUGGUAUGUGGGAAUAUCAGUGGAGAUAGAUAUAGUGUAAAUUUAAAAAUUCUAUAAGAAAGAAAAAAAUCAAAUUAUUGUACCUUAGUAUAUUAAAUUUUAAAAAGUCCAGGAGAAACAUCAUGUCUCCUAUACCAAAAAUUUUUAAUGUGCACAAUGUAGAAAAAUGUAUUAUUGUUUAAACAUGCCUAUUGUCACCCUUAUACUUUUGCCCAAAGGCUACCAAGUUUGCAAAUCAGUUGUGAAGUUGUAGAUAAUUCAGUGAUAUAGUUCAAUAAUAUAGUCUAUGAUAAAGGAAUUUUCAUUGAAAAGGA
Molecule: messenger RNA, 4886 nt
Organism: Pteropus alecto (black flying fox)
Lineage: Eukaryota; Metazoa; Chordata; Mammalia; Chiroptera; Pteropodidae
Gene: THUMPD3
Product: THUMP domain containing 3
Exons: 10
Coding region: 1052-2575 (507 amino acids)
Biological process (GO): tRNA methylation
Molecular function (GO): RNA binding; tRNA (guanine) methyltransferase activity
Source: RefSeq, a predicted model, not a curated record